Debaryomyces fabryi is the source of this 3054-nucleotide messenger RNA. RefSeq lists its product as uncharacterized. The record is from RefSeq and is a predicted model, not a curated record. Lineage: Eukaryota; Fungi; Ascomycota; Pichiomycetes; Serinales; Debaryomycetaceae. Bases 1 to 3054 code for a protein of 1017 amino acids. Gene Ontology annotation, molecular function: protein binding. The transcript has a single exon.
AUGUCGGUACAAUUAUCAACGCCGCCAUCGAGCAAAGAUAAAUGCUCCGAGAAGGCCAUUACGCCAAAAUCCAGUAAGAAGAAGUUUUUCAGUAAUUUAUUGCAUCGGAAACAACGAAAUGAGACUUCACCGAAACAGGGACAGAAUGGUGGACCAUCUCGUGCUUCUUCGUCUAGUACUAAGGUCAGUUCAUCUCCGUCAUUGACAAAUAAACUUAAACAUCAAUCCUGGGUUUCCAAUAAUAGUAGUAGAACUACCAGAUCACAAGCUAGAGGGCGCUCAAAGGGACGGGAUAUGUCUGACAAUUGUAUAGAUGAUGAAGACAGUGUUUUUAAUUACGCCGAAGAUGAUGAAGUUGAUACUAAAAAUGUCUUUGAUAUGACCUCAUCAAACUCAUCAUUAUCACGAAUUACAUCUUCCCAUUCUAUUAAUAAUGAUCUAAGGGGAAGGCAUAAUAAUGUAUCAAAUACAAACAUUAGAGAAAUGAUGAACCUGAAAUUGCCAUCGAGUGAUUCACAAUCGCAACUUUGGGAUGGCUUAACUCCUGAAUCGCUAGUUAUGCCUCGAUAUGUGAAAACCCACAGAAGGAACAAGCAUAGUCCAAGAGCAUUAAAUAAUUUAUUUUUAGCACAAGAAUUGAAUGUUGAAUCGUGUGCUUCGAAGAAUCAUAAUGAUAAUGAUAGCAUUUCUAGCGAGAGCUUGAAACAAGGAACUUCAAGCGAUGAUGACCACGAUGAAAUUCUUUACGAGCAUGAAACGCAAGCUGCUGACGAAUUCUAUUCUAAUUCUCAAGGCUAUUCUAAAAGGCCAGCCCAUAAGAGACAAAACAAAAACGAUUAUAACGAAGUUUAUGUUAUGGAAUUCAGUAGGGAUGGAAAAUAUUUGGCAGUCGCUGGUCGAAAUUCAAUAAUUAAAAUUUGGAAAGUUAUAUCGUCGCCCUUGAGCAGAUUGGAACAAAAUAAUGAAGAAGCCAACUAUAAUGACAAAUCUAAGAAGACAAAUAAGAACCUUUAUCGGGGAGCUCCAGUUUUUCAUCAAGCUCCAGUGAGGGUUUUCAAGGGCCAUACCCAUAGCGUUUUAUCCUUAGAUUGGAGUAAGAAUAACUUCUUGAUUUCGGGUAGUAUGGAUAGACUGGUCAAAUUGUGGCAUGUAGAUAGACUGGAUUGUCUAGAAACAUUUCAAAAUGACGAUUUUGUCACUACAGUCAAGUUUCAUCCAACGGAUGAUAGAUUUUUCUUAAGUGGAUCUUUGGAUAACCAAGUUAGACUUUGGUCAAUUUUGGAGAAGAACAUAGCAUAUAAUAAAGAUUUGGGAGAUGAUAUUUUGAUCACAGCUGCUUCUUUUACACCUGAUGGCCAGCAUUGCAUUGUUGGUGGGUUUAAUGGUUCAUUAUUCGCUUUAGAGAUCAACGGGUUGCAUGUAAUUAAUAGAUUCGAGGUGAAAGAGAAGUCUUUUGUACAUUCGUUUCAUAACAAAAAUGGUAAUAAAAUCACAGGAAUUAAGAUUUUUGAGAGUAGAGAGUACUCAAGGCUAAAAAUCGUGGAUGACGAUCCUUUGGCAAAGUGGAAUUUUUUGAUCACAACUAAUGAUUCAAAAAUUAGACUAGUAAAUUCUGAUCUGAAAAAGUUAGUCACCAGAUUCAAAGGUUUAACUAAUAAUAGUUCAUCAAUAGUCGCAGAUAUGACCGACGACUUUCAUUACAUUGUUUCAGGAUCUGAGGAUCACUGGUGCUAUAUCUGGGAAAAUAAUAACUCAAUUAUCAAUAAUAAAUUAAAAUUAGCUUUAAAAGACUUAGUUUUAGAAGGAAAAAAUCACAUUAAUGAUUUGCAAAGUAAGCAUAAAUCGUAUGCAAAUUUAAUUCAUAAAAAUCCUUUGAUGAAAAAGCUAAAUGUUCAGAAGUAUUUGGACGAUGAAGAUUCUAUUGAAUAUGUUGCGAAUGAAAAUAAUAGUUAUGUGGCAUUUCAUCCACAUCAUUCGAAGGUCAAUGUUGCAGUUUUCGCUCCUGAAAAUACCAAAAAAUUAUUAGAAUUAUCAGAUGAUCUAAUUUUUGAAUUAGUUAAGAGAGGUAAAAAGUAUAAUUUAAUUAAGGAUGAGGAUGAUGAAGUCCAAAAGUAUGAUAGUUCAGGUGAUAUUUUGAGCGAAAAUGGUUUAAAUGGUGGUCAUAUUAUAGUUACAACAGACCAGUAUGGCUUAAUUAGAGUUUUCAGACAAGAUCCAGCUUACGAGAUUAGAAAAAAGUUGAGAGAUAUCCUUAAACUGAAGAAAGAUGUUUGCUGUCCAAAAAACAAAAGCGACUGUAAGAUCAAUUCAACUAGCCAAUUGGGUGAUUCAAAAAUGAAUAAAAAUGAUUUGAGAUUGGAUUUGCCCCACAGUUAUAGUACAAGGCUGAUGCAGAAUAGCAGUCUAAGUCCCUCUCGCGAAGGAUAUUUUUCUUUGAAAAAUAAAAUUCACAGUAGGAUUAAGGGAAACGGUAACGGAGUUUCAAACAUGAAUUGUAGCUUAUCUGCUAUGACUGGUAAAGGUACUUCGUCAAGCAUGUACCAAAUUUCAGAUAACAGGUCAUCUUCUCAAUCAAAUUUGCCAAGAUACAUUUCUUCCAGCUCGCUAGUUAACGGAACACCAUCGCAUAAGGCAUCAUCAUCGGGGAUAAUGUCGCAAGUAGAUGCAACAAUCGAUAUAAGAAAUGAUGAAGUUGACUCUUUGUCUGAAAAAUCAUAUAUACCAGAAGCUGGGAAUACUAGCUUAAAAGCUCCUGAAUCAGCUUAUACUUUGACGCUUAAUGAUGAUAAAUCGACUAGCACCUUAACUACUGCACCCCCUGUUUCUUCUACGAAACAUGAAGCGUUCCCAGCUUUUGAUAAUCAAAAGAAAGAAAUCCCAUUAUUAAUUAAUACUGGUAGCACUGUUGACAAUGAAGAGGAUAAGCCUGAGAUUAUUAAUUUUCAGACUCCUGUAAAUAAUGGUAGGAAUAUGGAUAGGGCGUUUGAGGACCCAAACUUGUAUAACACUUCAUUUAAUAAUGCUCAGAGCAAUGGAGAGAAUGAACAUAAAUGA